Messenger RNA from Malus domestica (apple), 1276 nucleotides. RefSeq names its product agamous-like MADS-box protein AGL61. NCBI's taxonomy places the organism in Eukaryota, Viridiplantae, Streptophyta, Magnoliopsida, Rosales, Rosaceae. Gene Ontology annotation, biological process: regulation of transcription by RNA polymerase II. The record is from RefSeq and is a predicted model, not a curated record. Gene Ontology annotation, molecular function: protein dimerization activity; DNA-binding transcription factor activity, RNA polymerase II-specific; RNA polymerase II cis-regulatory region sequence-specific DNA binding.
GAUAUGUGUACUAAAAAAUUAAUAACUUAAAAAUAAAAUUUCUCACAACUCCUAUUAAAAUACGUGGUGUAUCACUUGUAUUCAAUCGUAUUUAAAAAUUUCUACUGCAGUGCCUCAGAGCGUGGCAAAAUCUUAUUUAAUUGGUUUCCUAUCAUCAUCGGGAAUUGGGAUGCCGUGUUAACUUGGGAAACAAUCUAUUCUUGUUUCUUGAUUGGAAACCCUAACCCACCAACCCACCAACCCUUCGCUUAUAAAUACAAAACCGCAUCCCUUUUCUUUUGGGCACCCACAAUUCCCCCUCCACCAAUUCUACAAACAAAGGUACUGCGCCUACUGAUUUGGGACAAGAUUCAGAGGAAGAAGACGACGUGUGUGUGUGUGUGUGUGUGUGUGUAUAUAUAUAUAUAUGUAUGUAUGUAUGUAUGUACGCAUGUGCAGAUGAUAUAAGAAUCAUCAUCAUGGGGAAGAACAAGAUCGACAUCAAGAAAAUAAACAACAAGAACUACCUCAAGGCCACAUUCUCCAAGCGGCGCAAGGGUUUGUUCCGAAAGGCCACUGAUCUAUGCUGUUUGACUGGCGCCACCCUCGCGGUUAUAGCCUUUUCGCCCGGUAACAAGCCCUUCCUCUUUGGCCACCCCUCCGCCGAAUCUGUCAUUGAUCGAUUUCUUGCUGAACAAGCAAGGUGUGCAUCCGAUGAUCGCAAAGAGGAGGUUCUUGAGUCCGGUAGUGCCGGCGUUGAGCACAAAAAUUUGGAGUCGAGUCGAGAGGAAGAAAAGGAAGGGGGCCAAGGUAUGGACGAGGAGAAUGGGAAUUUUUGGUGGGAGGAGCCGAUUGACGAAGGGUUGGAACUGCCGGAACUCAAAAAGUACAAGUCUUUGUUAGAACGUUUGAGGGAGAAUGGGGCUAUUAAGUUAGAUGAGAUGAAUAGGAGAGAAUUGUGCACAAAAGAUUAUUUUGGUAUGAAUUGGGGUUUCGAGGUUGGUUCGAGCUCUUCUACUCCUAGCGAAGAAAGAGAUGUAUGAGAUUAAUGGCUGUGUUGAGAAUUUUGGGUUUUAGUUUUGGGGUAGCGACGGUGGUGGCGCCGCCUUCUGCAGGAGAAAUCACGGGCUCUUUUGAGAAAGGCCACGGUCUAGAGAGGUGCGCGGAGCAGAGCCUCAUUCUCUAAACGGAGUGUGAUUUUUUUUGGUUUUAGUUUUGAAUAAUUAGGGAAGUUGUAGCUAUUGUGAUGCAGAAGACAAAUUUUUUAAUGCAGUUGUGACUUUUUCUUGAAUCUUUC